AAAUAAAGAUAAAUAAUAAAGAUUAUACGAAUUAGAGCAUGGAUGAUUCCAAGCUAUGGCUCAGUAAGCCUAAACCUGAGGAGGAGCCCGGUUGCCUGGCGACCAAUGGAAGUGUUGCUAGCUUCAGCUAGCUAGCUAACUAGCUAGGCUGUCUGCUAACACAUGGAAUAUGCCCCAAAAACAGCAUAUAAAUGCCACCAAAACGAAAAGGACGUUUGCAGCUUCUCCAGAGAGAAGUGGACGAAAUCACAAAACAGGUUGACAGUCUGGUGAAGGAUGUGCAGAGUCAGAAUGGAUCCACUGAAGAGGCAUUUCGGAGAUGUCAAGAACUGCAGAUGUUGGCAGAAAAGACACUAAGGACACUGAAGAAACUGACCAAGGCAGACGAGCUAGCUCCAGUGGGGAACUAUGAUCAGAGGAAGCAGGAAGAGGAGAGACAACUGCUGAAGAUCUUGGAGCGUGUAAACACACUCUCUCUGGAGAUAUCACCACCAGGACCCAGUACUGCUGCAGGAAAUGUUUCAAAGGAAGAAAGCAAGGAAGAGGACGACGAAGAUGAAGAUGACGACAACGACAACGACGACGAAGACAGUACCGAUUGUGAAGCUGAUGGUUCGGGUAAAGAUGAGAAACAAUCCGUAAAACCGCCCUCGCAGUCAGACCAUCACAUCUACACAGCCCUCAGUGAUUUCAAAGGAGAACAGGAGGGAGAUCUGUCUGUUCAGAGGGGGGAGGUAUUGAGGAUUAUCAGGAAGACAGUAGAUGGAUGGUGGCUGGCUCAGGAUGCUAAAGGCAACAGAGGAGUUGUUCCAAAAACCUACCUGAAGAUUGGCUCUGGUGUUGAUGACGAUGAUGGUGAUAAUGAUGAUGAUGAUGAUGAAGAUGAAGAUGAGGACAAUGAUGAUGACAAAGAGGAGGAGUCAGAGGAGGAGGAAGAGCAGAUUGGCAAAGAACCGACUGAUGACCAAGAGAAACAGAGCAGUUCUCCACAUUUCAACUGGAGUACUGUCAGAAAGGCUUUGACUGAGAUUGAUGCAACAGAUGUGCUCUCUGCCAUGGGAGCUAUACCUUCAGGAUUUAGACCAUCAUUUCUCAAUAAACUGCUAAUGGAGGAAGGUAUAACAUACAGGGGAAGUCACUAUAUUCAGCCUGAGCUCAGCCAAUCACAGCUCUCCUUUAGUGACCUCUUCCUGGAUCCAGACACAGGCAGGGUUCGUGCUCGUCAGGUCAGGACUUGUGUUUGUUUCAGUUUGUGGAGCUGCAAGAUGAUUCCUACUCCUGGGGUUGGAGUUCACGUCCUCAGCAGACACAUCCGCCUCUGUGCCUUUAAUGGAACUCAGGUGUUGAGUAACAUCCACACUGUGAGGGCAACGUACAACUCCAAGUCUCCAAAGACCUGGAGCUUCUCUCCAAGGAUGGCAGGUAUCCUACCCGCCCUCCUAGAUGGAGACUGUUUCCUGCGCUGCAACUCUGCAUCUCCCAACCUUGGUAUCCUCUUUGAACUGGGAGUCACCUUUAUACGCAAUUCUACAGGUGAGAGAGGGGACCUUAGCUGCGGCUGGUCUUUCCUCAAACUGACCGAUGACACUGGAAAUCCACUCCCCAACAGGACGUAUGAGCUGCCAGUCAAUGGUGGCACUCCUUAUGAGAAGGAUGUCGCGGUGGAGGCAUCAGUCACCAGAGGAUCUCCAGCUGGUGUUUUCCAGCAGAUGCUUCAGGACAGGCGACAGCCCAGAAUCAUUGUAAAGUUGAAAUCAUCCAACAACCGGACCAGAACGCAGCUCAGGUGGGAGGAUCAUCUCCUUCCAGACACUUUACUACACUGUCUGAGCUGCAUCCACUUGCUGGCUCUACACAGGCAGCUGCUAGCCGACACACUACUGAUGGACAGGCCAACCAUGCAGAAUGCAGAUCUGAUAUGCAGUCCUAUACUUUCUACCUUUCCAAUGCUGUUGGACCAACCAGACUUGAUGGAUGCUCUCAGGAGUGCUUGGCUGAAUGCCGAGACCAACAUGAGUAGAGCACAGAGGAGAGACUUGUCUUAUUUAAAACGGGAGUUUGUCAAAGUCUACAUGUCGUCUGUCUAUUUCCUCCUUCACUCGCCCUCGCUGCCCUGUCAUCACUGGGCGGACCCACCCUUAGAGGAGCAGCGGGCCAGAGUCAUCUACGCCACCCUGGAUGCUCUCAAGCACACCCAGCACACCACCGGCCAAUCAGGAGGCCCAGAGGUCUUUGUUGACCCCAUGUAUCAACAUCUUGCCUUUGAUAUCACAGAGUUGACCUUUGACCUCCUCCGUGUGUCACGGUAACAGUCACAUCAAAUCACUUAGAGGGAAGAUACAAAUAGAAAAAAAUAAUUGAAGUGUAUUCUCAGUUUGCCUUAAAGCUUUAUAUGUGCCAUAAAAACAUUUUUGGACCAUUUUUUAUAUGUGAAAUCUUAAAGGAUAAGGAUGUUACUUUCAAUAAAUCCAUUAAAAAAACAAAAAUCAAAAAUGUAUUUUUCAAUACUUUCUGACUUCCAAACAGGAGUUACCUUAUUAGUAGUUUUGUUAGGGACUAUUUUCAGCUGUGGAUUAAUACACAGUUGGUGCUCUAGUUAAUAGCAGCAGGACCGUGGGUCGACUCAAAACAAACUACAGUGCCCAUGUUCAUUGUGAUGAAGGAACAUGUCACCCAGCGCAGCUGUGCAUUUUUAAUAGCUUUUGGACAACAAUGGAUCAAUUCACUGUUGGUUUUGGUCUUUUGUUUGGAUUUGUUUCCUCUACUCAUUGUAUUGUGACAAGAAAUAAAGUGUUUCGGUUUUGAGAAAUACUAGCACAAUGCUAACACAUACAUAACACACAGUACAUACACAUACAACAUUUUUGUGUACCUUGUUAUUACAUGAGAUGCUGGUUACGGAUUAUGAGCCUAUUAAUUGCCUGAAUAGAAUAGAAAUAAAAGCAAAUAUGGACAAUGUCUACAAUGCUAACCGUAUCACCAAAGAUCCUUCUUUAAAUCAAUCAUAGCGUUCACUCUGCUCCUCUACAAGUAAAUGUGUCAAAUGUACGUCUUUAGUUAAGUACGCUACUGUGUAAUUGUAUCUUUUUGAUUAUAUGUAUUUUGAAAAAACCUUUCCCUCAGACUGAACCCUGUGGCUUAGUAUAUCUUCAGAUGCAGGCUUGUUUAUGAAACCAGAAGUUGUGGAUUGAACGUAGUGCUCUAAUUUUAAGCCAAAAGAUAAAUACACAAAACUGUCUGCACUAGGUGUUGUUAAACAUCUCAUAUGUCAUAUUUUAGGAAAUAGCUUUAACCUGUCUGGAUUAAAGGUGAAGCCAACUGCAUACAAUGGGAUGGUUGAGGCACUUAUUUGUUGGUCUCUGAAACACCUUUUGUGGGACAAGGCUCUGUCUUUUCAGCUGACGCUAUUAACAAUUGGAAUUCGGAUUUAUUAAUUGUGGCCUUUAGAAUUCACACCACAAUAAACAUUAAAACAUGUGACAGUAAAAGGGAAGUACACUGCAAAUUUCUGUAACAAUAGAACCAAUAGUGACAUUAUGUUGAUACUGCUAUUUAUAUACACUGUACAUUGCCAAAUUCUGUUUUAAUUU
Etheostoma spectabile (orangethroat darter) is the source of this 3590-nucleotide messenger RNA. RefSeq names its product nephronophthisis 1 (gene nphp1). Gene Ontology annotation, molecular function: protein binding. Gene Ontology annotation, cellular component: cilium; cytoplasm. NCBI's taxonomy places the organism in Eukaryota, Metazoa, Chordata, Actinopteri, Perciformes, Percidae. The transcript is spliced from 20 exons. The record is from RefSeq and is a predicted model, not a curated record. Gene Ontology annotation, biological process: protein localization involved in establishment of planar polarity. The coding region runs from base 192 to 2309 and encodes 705 amino acids.